CAGUUUAUAAAAUCCCGCAACGUCUCACAAGAAAAAGGGCGACUCUGGAGUUGACUCCCCACCAUUUUCGACUGUUUGUUUCUCUCUCUCUUCUUCCUCACAUCACAAUAUCACAUAACAUCACAUGGGCAAGGCCGCCAAAUGGUUCAGAGGCCUCCUCGGCCUGAAGCCCUCCGACUCCACCCACCGCCACCCGCCUAAGAAAUGGAACUUCACCGCCCGCCACAAGAACGUCCCCGACCAAGACGCUGAGGCCAGCAAGCACGCCAUCGCAGUGGCUGUCGCCGCCGCUCACGCUGCCGCCGCGGUUGUCCAGCUCAAUACCAGCGGCAGGAAUAUCUCCGCCGCGCGCCGCGAGGAGUUGGCUGCCGUCGCGAUUCAGUCUCACUUCCGCGCCUAUCUGUCGAGAAGAGCUCUACGGGCGCUCAAGGCGUUGGUGAAGCUGCAAGCGCUGGUGAGGGGUCACCUCGUGAGGCGGCAAACUGCGUAUGCUAUGCACCGGUUGCAGGCGCUUGUCCGAGCACAAGUGCGAGCUCGGGCUGUUCGGGCUCUGAUGUCGGAAUCCUCUCACUUCAAUUAUCCGGGGCCGGUAACACCUGAGAAAUUCGAGCAUGCUACUCGGUCUAGGAGCGUGAAGCAUGACCAAACUAUGAUGCUAAAGAGGAAUGGUUCGAGGUCAAGCGGAACUCCCCACCACCACGAUCCUGAGAAGCCACAUGCUAGCCGUGUGUUGUUGAUGGACAGCAGAAGGUUGUGGGAGCAAGGCGAUGAUAGAAGCGACAAGAUUCUUGAAGUGGACACCGGUAAUCUACAUCAUGUCAAUUCCAAGCGUAGGACCCUCUUCUACUCGUCUCAUCUUAGCCUAGGCUCCGAUCAGAACUGUCCGAGCUACACCACAUCCAAGGACUCCACAGCCCGACAGUCAGUACGGAGCAUGUCAUCAGGCGAAGUUCAGUCCCUGAGCCCCUUCAAGUUUGCAGAGGAGGACCCAGACGAGAGUGCCUUCUGCACUGCUGACAACAGCCCGGCAUUCUAUUCAGCAUCAUCGAGGUCCAAAAGAGGAGGCCCCUUUACCCCUACCAAGAGUGAUGGUACGAGAAGCUGCCUGAGCGGUUACUCUGAUCAUCCAAACUACAUGUCCUACACAGAAUCAUCAAAAGCUAAGGUGAGAUCGCUCAGUGCUCCGAGGCAGAGACCUAACUAUGAGAGAUCGAGCUCUACCAAGAGGUAUUCGGUUCACGGGUAUGGCGAUUCAAGGCCUGCUCAGAGAGUAUCUACGUUGCACGCCAACUUCACCAGCAAGGCUUACCCUGGAUCCGGACGCCUAGAUAGGUCCGGGAUGCCUGUUAGAGGCGACUUCGAUGGUUUCAGCAGUGGUGGUGGUAACUGGCAGAGAUUUUGAGCUAAAACUUGGCACAUAUUUUCCUUGAAACUUUUAACUAAUUGCUAAUGUAGCCAGGUAGAGAGUAUUCUAGCUAUGGAUGGGUUUGUUGUGUUGUGUUGUUUCGUUUAGUAUCAAUUGUAACAGUAAAAAUGUCAAGUAACUAUUUAGAGCUUUGGUAA
Molecule: messenger RNA, 1563 nt
Organism: Salvia splendens (bonfire salvia)
Lineage: Eukaryota; Viridiplantae; Streptophyta; Magnoliopsida; Lamiales; Lamiaceae
Product: protein IQ-DOMAIN 25
Exons: 4
Coding region: 125-1402 (425 amino acids)
Molecular function (GO): protein binding
Source: RefSeq, a predicted model, not a curated record